Molecule: messenger RNA, 1668 nt
Organism: Polyodon spathula (Mississippi paddlefish)
Lineage: Eukaryota; Metazoa; Chordata; Actinopteri; Acipenseriformes; Polyodontidae
Gene: nat14
Product: N-acetyltransferase 14 (GCN5-related, putative)
Exons: 3
Coding region: 367-1317 (316 amino acids)
Molecular function (GO): N-acetyltransferase activity
Source: RefSeq, a predicted model, not a curated record
ACUUGUAUCGCUUUCUGCGUUCCGCUGCCCGCAGUCCUCCCGGAGAAGGAUGCAGAUUUGCUCAAACAGCGCAGUCCUAGUACGGAGGCUGUAUUUCAGCCCACAUUAAAAUCAGUGAAUAAACACAUGUCGAAGUAAAUAGAUUCGUGAACAUGUACACAUGUAUUUAUUUUAAAAUAUAUCGUCCACACAGCAGCGUCGUCAGUGUGUUUUUUCCACGCAGUGCGGGUCUCCCCGCACGCUCCGCACGCCGCCGUGUGGGCGCGCGCACGUAUUAGAGCUACCGCAACGCUUGAGGAUAGCGGAUGAAGUCCGGAGAGGAGGCUGCAUUUUGGGAUCGUUUUUCCCGGUUGAGUGCAGUGAGUCAUGCCCACACUGGAUCUCAGCACCGUGCUGAUGAGGGAGAUGAGGGAGGAUGAAGCUGAAUUCGUGACAGAGCUUUUGAAGGAUUGUUUUCGUGGUUCUGAGAAUCGAUUGGUUCUGUACUUGCUGACCCGCCCCUGUUCUCUACUCCUCUUGGCUGUGGGGAGUUCCGCCCUGCGCUUCGUGUUUAACUCUUUCCUGGCCGCGCUGGCGGUGCCGGUGUUGCUGGCUCUCUGCUUUCUGAAGCUGAGCUGCCGGGGAGCGGGGGGGCUACGCAACGCCAGCUACUACAGGCAGGGUGCAGCAGGGAGCAGCGACACCAGAGAGACCAGAAAAGACAGUGACACCAGCGAAACAAGCACAGUCAAUGAGCACAGCAAGAUCAGCACGGGCAGAAAAACCAGUGCACCCAGUGACACUAGCAAGACCAAGCCAGGGGCAGAGAAGGGGGAUAACACCUCCAGCUGCUCCAAGCCAGGUUCUGAAGACUCUGACUCAGACUCUGAGUGGAGUGAAGGGGAAGGGGAGGGGUGGCAGGCCGACCCCUACCCCCGCCGGAGAAAGAGGCGCUCCAGCUCCAGCCCCAGCCCCAGCCCCAGCCCCCCAGGGCCAGCCCCUGCUCCCCCAGGCCUCCGCGCUAUCUGGGUGUGCGAGAGUCAGGGGGAGGUGCUGGGCUGCGUGGCCCGGGAUGUAGGCCCCCUGCCUGGGCAGGCUCUGCUCUGCUGUCUGGCUGUGAGCUCCUGGCACCGCCGGCAGGGGCUGGGCUCGGCGCUGGUGACCCGCUUCGAGCGGCAGGCCCGGCGGGAUGGCUUCAGCAGCGUUGGGGCCCGCGUGAGUGCGGGGAGCAGGGUGGGGGCAGCCUUCUUCCAGAAACUGGGGUACGAGAGCUGUGGGGCCGGGGAGAGGCGCUGGCUGGGGUACAGUGUGACUCAGGAGUUCAGGAAACAGCUGUAGAGGAGAUAUGUGCCCAAAACUUUAAGCUGUUUCAAUAUUUCCAUGCAUGAAAGGCUUGAAAAAAUAUUCCUUCAAAACAUCUUUGCAUUUGAUGAAUGAGGGACUUUGUUCUAAAGCCGUAUGUCGUCCCCUGCUGGUCAGAGAGAGAGAGAGAGCUAGAUGUGUUUAUUACUGGUGUGUAUUAAUGAAUGACUCUGUGCGGCUCUGUAUAGAUACUGGGUUUGAAUCAAUGUGUGUUUCAGAAGGGUUGAUUUUCUAAUGAAUAUAUAAAAACCUGCACUCUGCUUGAAUGCUUUUCUAGGUUCUGAAGAGUUUGAUUCAGUUUUAAUAAAAUGUGUCUUUGGGGUUAAA